AUGCUUGUCCUCGCCCUGCGCGUCCUUCUCUGCUACCUCCUUGUCACGGUCCAGGCAAACACUGAAAAGGUCAUAUUCCUUGGUCCGAGCAGCAUUACCAUCCCCAACAUCAGUCCGGGGCUCGAACAGCUACAGCUGAAUGCACUGUCACCAUCUCGAAACAAGCUAGAGACACAGCUCCCCGUAAAGUUCCCAACGGACGAGGAGCCUCGCGGUACUCAGCAUUGGUAUCUGAUUGAGGGUCUUGAGGAAGGACGGCGUUACGAAGUCCGUAUCUGCUGGGUGGCUACACAACCGACAGCAUUUUGGCUUGACGUCCACACAAUCAACGAGGUGUUCGAGACGCCAGAACUCAUCUCCGCAUUAGCCAUCUACUCGGAGCAGCGAGACCGCAGCGUCCCCAGGAGUCCAGAGCCUCGCCAGCCCGACGCGGCAGCUACAUCAAAGUCACUGCUGUUUCUGCGAAUUCAUUCUGCAGCCGACUUCUUCACCACCAAUCAGACGCUGAUGAACUUUCCCCCAGACGUAGAUGCGGACAUCAUUCUCGAUCCGUUUCUGCUCAACGUACUCCCGCGCUCGCUUGGGCCUACCGCUGUGUACCUAGUGGUACUGGCCAUAGUAGGCUGGUUUCUGUCAGGGGCGAUCUCCAGGUGGCUUUGGAAAAUCAACGAGCCCGAGAAAGAACAUUCCAGUUGA
Coniosporium apollinis CBS 100218 is the source of this 696-nucleotide messenger RNA. RefSeq lists its product as uncharacterized. The transcript has 2 exons. Gene Ontology annotation, cellular component: mannosyltransferase complex; endoplasmic reticulum membrane. Gene Ontology annotation, biological process: GPI anchor biosynthetic process. Gene Ontology annotation, molecular function: mannosyltransferase activity. The record is from RefSeq and is a predicted model, not a curated record. NCBI's taxonomy places the organism in Eukaryota, Fungi, Ascomycota, Dothideomycetes. Bases 1 to 696 code for a protein of 231 amino acids.